Messenger RNA from Monosiga brevicollis MX1, 1430 nucleotides. RefSeq lists its product as uncharacterized. The record is from RefSeq and is a predicted model, not a curated record. Lineage: Eukaryota; Choanoflagellata; Craspedida; Salpingoecidae. Bases 67 to 1275 code for a protein of 402 amino acids. The transcript has 9 exons.
GCAUUUGUGCUGUUUGAGGGGGUUUCGAGCAUUCAAGCAGCAGCUGGAGCUGGGAACAGAAUCACAAUGAGCAACGCUGUAGAACCUGAGGCCAAGCGCACCAAAGUGCUCGAUGGCACUGAGCAAAGCAACCGUGGUGUUGAUACUACCAAUCCAUCGGCCACUCGUCCGGACACGACGAAUCAAUUUACUUCGUUGCACAACCGCCGCCGCGAGCUGCGGGCCUUGUUUGAGCCAUGGCGACGCGUCAUCAAGUCACCGGCCCAUCGGGCUGAUCUGAUUGAUCUGGCCCAUACGCGGGCCAUGACACCGGCCUCGACCGAGACCACCAACGAUGACUGGGUGCACGAAACGGUCCUUGAGGCUGCCCGCCUUUCGGAAGCCAUGGCAGCUUUGGCCAAGGCCCUGCAACAGCCUAGGCUGACGGCCGAGCAGCUUGAGCAAGUGCGCGCUUGUCUGGACAAGGCCCCCAAGUCAGACGACUAUUUGGCGCUUUCCUUCCGCCAAUGCCUGCAACUUUGGCUGUCGCAUCGCCAUGCGCCGACAGCGCUCUUGAUCAUUGACGUCCAAAACGACUUUAUUACCGGGUCGCUGGCCCUCUCUGCCUGCGCUGCACACCAGGAUGGAGCCGCCGUCGUGCCUGUGAUCAAUCAGCUGCGCGCGCGGGCGGCUUUUGACGUUGUCUUUGUGUCAAAGGACUGGCACCCGGCCGAUCAUGUGUCAUUUGCCGGCAACGCGGCCCCCGAGCAGUUAGCCGAAGUAGACCGCCCUCGUCAUGGAAGCCUCAAGCCCUUUGAUGAGGUCACGUUGGCCGAUGGGACCAAGCAAACACUGUGGCCAGCCCACUGCGUCCAGGAUACGCCUGGUGCCGACUUGGCCAAGGAUUUGCACGUUCUGCCUUCUGAUGAAUAUGUGUGCAAGGGUACCAACCGGUUGGUGGACUCGUACAGCGCGUUUUUUGACAACAGCAAAACGAGUGAUACUGGCUUGACAGCACGGUUGUCAGCCUUGGGCGUGGAGCGCAUCGUGGUGGUGGGCUUGGCCUAUGACGUUUGCGUGGCAUUUACGGCCCACGACGGCAAGAAGGCCGGCUUUGAUGUUGUUGUGGUGAGCGAUGGUUGUAGGGGCAUUGAUACAGAAGGGAUCGCCAAGGCUGAAGCCGGUCUGCAGGCCGCGGGGGUGACCAUCACGACGCUCGAAGCCUACGUCAAGUCGGAUCCCGUGGCAAGUACUCCGGAGGGCACUGCAGAGGUGACGGUGCAGGAUACCAAGUAGACGGCCCAAUUAACAUGUGAAGCAUCUACAUCCGUCUUUUGAAAGAAUGUGGUUCGCAUGGGUUUGAUCAGAGGUGCAAACUUCCCGCUCCAUGGCUCGACGGGUAUAGAUGAAGACCAGUCCCUGCUGUGAAAUUGGUCAUUGCUUGAAUUUUU